This is a messenger RNA of Blepharisma stoltei, 264 nucleotides long. Lineage: Eukaryota; Ciliophora; Heterotrichea; Heterotrichida; Blepharismidae. The record is from the annotation of a GenBank genome assembly.
AUGCACUCUGUCACUCGCUUAGAUAAUACAGAUUUUGAAGGGUACAAUCUUAAAAAUACUGAAAUCAAAAUACCAACGCCUUUCGUCUUCAAAAUGGCGAAGAUAUGAUGAUCGAUGCACUCGAUUGUUGUCUUAAGACUUCAUAACUGGCACAUUGAUUAUUACUAUAAUGACUGUUUGAAGAAAUGCAAACCAACAACAGACCUAACAAUAAGUCAUCGGCAAACCUUUUUGAUGUUAAUGAUUGGAAGUGUUCAUGGAUAG